CGUUUUGUUUUGACCGCAGUAGCCGCCGUCAAUAACAACCGACCAUUUUCCGGCGGCGCCAUUAAUGUCUGGCGCAGAAGAAGACUCCGCCAAUCCGUUGCGGUGGCCAUUUCAAUUCUUCGUCCGUACGGUGUCAACGGGGUCCAGCAUGGUGAUGACUGGUUACCCGGAAGAGUCCGUGAAGUCUGUCCUUGGGAAGAUCGCGUGGGUGACGGGAAUGCCGCUGAGAGAACUAAGAGUGAUAUACAAGGGAAAGCAACUUCAAUUGGAGAAGACUCUGGUGGAGUCCGGCAUCGAGAACGAUUCCAAUCUCAACAUUGUUGGUCACUUGCGCAGCGGAUUGUACCCCGCGGCGUCACGCCCUAUCGACUACGUGCUAUCCCUGCUUGCGCACGUGUUUACCAGCAACACACGGAGCGCGUGUGCGGCCUUGACGACCGUGAAGGUUCUCACCAUGCGCAGUGUAGUGUGGAGAAGGAUGAUGAUCAGUUGCUUGAGGAAGAAGUUGAUUAUCUUCGGCUUGUGUUUAUUCGGUUGUUGAGCAAAAUGGAUGAGUGUUUUCGCUUCAUUGCGGAAUGCUUGGCGAGCAAGGAAUCUGGUGGGAGGGGUUUUGUUCUCAAUGACUCAUGGUCUGAGUAUCUUCGUAUCUUGAAGGAUUUGUAUGAUACUUCUAAGGUCUUCGAUGGUGCAGAGGAAAUGUUUUGGACAGUUUUGAGGUUUCAUAAGAAUAUGCUGUCUGCGCUUGUUGUUGCGUUUGUGAAGAGAGGUGGUGAUCAUCGGUGGGUUCUUGAUAACAAGGGUGUGACCAAUUUUGAGUGUAGAAGGCACUUGGCGAUGAUUCUGUUCCCUGCUGUCGAGGAAGACUUUGACAUGCUUCAUGAGAUGCUUAUUGACAGGUCUCAGGUACUGGCGGAGUCCUUUGAGUACAUAGGACGAGCGAAGCCGGAGUCUCUGCGUUCUGGUCUGUUUAUGGAAUUCAAAAACGAGAAAGCUACAGGACCGGGUGUGUUACGGGAGUGGUUUGUUCUGGUGUCUCGAGAAAUAUUUGAUUCACGACAUGCUCUUUUUGUGUCUUGCCCGAAUGACUGUAGGAGAUUUUAUCCGAAUCCUGCAUCUAAGGUACAUCCUCGACACCUUGAGUACUUUAGGUUCGCUGGUCGGGUUAUUGCAUUGGCUUUGUUGGAAAGGGUGCAAGUUGGUAUUGUUUUUGAUCGUGUAUUUUUCGCGCAAUUGGCUGGAAUUCGUGUUAGCUUAGAAGAUAUACGGGAUGCAGAUCCUUGCUUGUAUAGAAGCUGCAAGCAAAUAUUAGAGAUGGAUGCUGAUUUUAUUGACUCGGAUGCAUUGGGACUGACAUUUGUUAGAGAGUUGGAGGAAUUAGGAUGCAGGGAAGUUGUCGAGCUUUGUCCUGGAGGGAAAAACAUUGAAUUUAAUAGUCAGAACAGGGAGCACUAUGUUGAUCUUCUUAUACAGCAUUGUUUUGUAACAUCCAUAUCUGAGCAGGUAGCAAACUUUGCCCAGGGUUUAGCUGAUAUUCUUUCCAGCUCAAAGCUUCAACAGUUCUUCCAAUGUUUAGAGCUGGAAGAUCUUGAUUGGAUGCUGUAUGGGAGUGAAAAUACAAUCUCUAUCGAAGAUUGGAAGGCACAUACCGUGUACAAGGACUAUAAAGAGUCUGAUUGUCAGAUAUCCUGGUUUUGGGAGGUGUGUAGGUUAUACUGGUCUUCCCUUUUUUUCUUCUUUUCAUAA
Molecule: messenger RNA, 1743 nt
Organism: Vigna angularis (adzuki bean)
Lineage: Eukaryota; Viridiplantae; Streptophyta; Magnoliopsida; Fabales; Fabaceae
Product: E3 ubiquitin-protein ligase UPL5-like
Exons: 2
Biological process (GO): protein polyubiquitination; positive regulation of protein catabolic process; proteasome-mediated ubiquitin-dependent protein catabolic process
Molecular function (GO): ubiquitin-protein transferase activity
Source: RefSeq, a predicted model, not a curated record